CCCGCGAGCUGAGCUACACGCUCGCGCGUCCGCUUCUCGCACCCGCACCAACUCCGCACUAACAUCGCGACCAUGAAGUGCAUUAUUAAAUGUGCCGGUCUCGUGACUUUUGUUUCUCUUAUCGUUGUGAACGCGGCUGAAAUCAAAGUCAAGGAGGAACUGCAAGCCUUGGCAGAGCAAAUCCAAAUUUUGAAAACUUUGCACCUAACCGACGUCACGCGCCUGAAAAAGGAGGUCGAAGAGCUUAAAAAAACUUGCGGUAUUCAUUUGACUACAAACAACGAGCGUAACGAACAGGCUACGCUGCAAUGGGCCAAAGCGUCGAUGAAGGAGCUUCGUACCGAAAUGCGUGAACUAACCGAGAGUGUCAAUAACUCGGCCCUCCUACGAGAUCUCCACGUCAUCCGUAACGAGUUGAAAAAGGCUUUGACUGAAACUGCGGAUCUGGCUCAACUGACACGGACUCAGGAGGCGCGGGUUGACAAGCUCGACAACGAAGUGAGCCGGCUAAAGUACGACCAGCAACAAGCUCACUCCAUGAUUGCGGAACUUCGGAACCAUUUUAACAAACUCUCGAGAGAGAUAAAUAUCAAGCAACUAGAAGAAGAAAGUUUUAAUGAUGUUUUGGACCGCCACGAGAGUCCGAAGCUGAUGCAUAAGAUUCGGCACAACAAAAUGCUGCACUCUCAGAUGGCGAGACUGGCGCGCACGCUCGACCAGCUCGAGGAGUAUCAGCAGAAUCUGCAGACUCAAUUGUUGGAUGUUCAGCGUCGAAUGGAUCGCCUUGAAGAACCUAAUUGGAAUCUCUUGUCCGCUAAAGUUGAUCUUCUGGAAUUCGAAAACAAAAUCCUAGGAAACCAGCUCAAGAACACAUCUCAAAAAAUGUCUGAUUUUGACAAACUGCACGCCUCUUUGCUGGAACUUCGCGAAGAUGUUGAGAAUAUUGAGAAUAAAGCUGACAAAACAAUACCCGAGUUUAGAAAAGAAAUUUCAAAGCUGGACAUAAAUUUUGCCCAGCUGAACGCGCAAUCGUCGUAUUUGAAGGAGGACCAGGAGAACCUGCGGCAGUCGGUGAAGGCGAUUGCAGUGAGCGUCAGUAACGCCAUCGACCGCGCUGAGAUGGACCGUCUGCUUCUCACCAAGAUCAAUGACUCCAUCGGUGACCUGCAGACAAGUUCCAGGCAACACUUCUAUCGCCUGAAUGACCAUAUUCUCAAGAGUGAAGCCAAUGCGAAUCAUACUGAAACCAUUCCUCUCCCAGAGCUAAUGGGAGAAGUUAAGGAAUUGCAGCCAGUGGAAAAAGAAUAUGAAGACCUGGUUAACCAAUUGCCUAAAGACUGCUCCUACAUUUCCGGGCCUGCGGGUACUUAUCUCAUCCACCCUGGUCAGCGUCCCGUCGAAACGUGGUGUGCUAAUGGCAGCACGCUUUUGCAGCGCCGCUACAAUGGAUCUAUUGAGUUCAAUAGAAAAUUCACCGAGUAUGUGCGCGGUUUUGGCAAUGCCGCUUCCGAGUACUGGCUUGGCCUUGAGGCAAUGCACCAGAUCACCGCUGACAACUGUUCCGGAAUGAGGAUUGACAUGACUGACAUAUAUGGAGGCAACUGGUACGCGCAGUACGAACACUUCUCUGUUGGCAGCACAGGCACCGGCUACGUUCUCAACGUAGGGGGUUUCAAGGGUAACGCCAGCGACGCUUUCGAGUACCAGAAUCACAUGGAGUUUUCGGCCAUCGAUCGCGACAGGGAUAUUUCAAAUACCCACUGCGCUGGCAACUACGAGGGUGGCUGGUGGUUCUCCCAUUGCCAGCACGUGAAUAUUAACGGCAAAUACACAUUGGGCUUGACCUGGUUCGACUCCGUUAGGAAUGAGUGGAUUGCCGUGGCGACCAGCGAGAUGCGCAUGUUUCGCCGAGAGGGUUGCCCUUAAAUAAUCUUCCAUUACACGCAGCUAGUAGUCGAAACAUACAUGUAUCAGUUUUAUUCCGCUUAAAAUGUUUAUAUGUGUAAGUUUAAAUGAUACCAAAGAAAUUCUAGUAGGGGACGUUAUUUAUAGAAACUCAUGCGUUUAGAGCUUGGAGUAACUCGUAGACAAUCAAGUAGAAUAGACAAGACGUAAUCUAAUAGGUGCUCCUGUGUGGCUACUCUUUUUUCUGUAAUAUGCCAUAUGAUUUCAUGUAUGCGUGUCAGUGCGUCAGUAUUCCGCAACAACGGCCAAGUAGUGGAGAUCACGCGUCUCGAGUCUAAGGUAUUAAAGCGCAUAAUUAAAAUAUCUAUUGUCUUUAUUACUUUCUGUAUCGAUCUCUUCAAUAAUCAACAUUUAUGAGUAAUCUAAAAAUAUUUUAAUUUUUUUAAGUUAUUUAGUUUAUAACUUUUUCUUUGUAUAUAGGUAAUUAAAUUUAUGCAAGUAAUUCCCUAUCGUAUUUAGUUGUAAAACAUUUUCAAUAUUGCUGAAAAACUUUAAGCGUAACAUGUAAAAGGUGAAAAACUUUACAUUCCAAUACAGCUCUAAUAAGUAAAACCUUCAGGGGAUUGCAAAAUUUAUAAUUAUUAUUAGUUCUUAGUUUUGUAUAUAAAGUGUGAUGUGAUAGUAUCGUGCAUUUGACAGUGACGGUGGAGCCGCCACUUGACUUAUAGAGGUAAAGCGAAAGUUGUAAAGUUGUGACUAAGGAAACAGGGUUCCUUGUUUGACUACGGGAUCCUAAAAGACUGUUUAUCAACCUAUCAAGAUAUUUUUUUUAAGAAUAGAUAUUGUUGAGUCACGAUUUCUCAAAAUUGUAAGUUAAAUCGAUUAAAUUGGAAUAAUUAAUUUUUAAUUUGAUAUUAUUUAUGUUAACAACAUACUUAUUAACAUGUAACAAAUAAAACUAAUAUUUUUUGUAUUUUAUCUAAAAUUAUAGAAGGGGAAGAAGAGAAAGAAGCAACACCGAGCUAUUA
Hyposmocoma kahamanoa is the source of this 2933-nucleotide messenger RNA. RefSeq names its product protein scabrous (gene sca). The transcript is spliced from 6 exons. The record is from RefSeq and is a predicted model, not a curated record. Lineage: Eukaryota; Metazoa; Arthropoda; Insecta; Lepidoptera; Cosmopterigidae. Bases 73 to 1926 code for a protein of 617 amino acids.